Molecule: messenger RNA, 1155 nt
Organism: Closterium sp. NIES-65
Lineage: Eukaryota; Viridiplantae; Streptophyta; Zygnematophyceae; Desmidiales; Closteriaceae
Source: the annotation of a GenBank genome assembly
AUGGCAGUCAAUCCGUCUCCGCCUUCCGCAGCCUUCCCUGCAUCGUCCCCUUUUUCCGCCUCCGCACCUUUUUCAUCCGCCAAUCCCCCCAUUUUCUCCGCUUCCGCGCCCGCGGAUCCCGCCGCGCCGUCCCCCGUCCGCCCGCACAAGCCCACCGGCCGGCACGGCGCGACCGACCAGCAACGCCGGCGCGAGCUCGCUCUGGAGCGGCAGCGCGCCGCGCGGCGGGACCUGCAACUGCACGCGCGCCACGUGGCUCUCGCCGCAACUGGCGCCGUGACUCUCGCUGACGAGGUCGAGGCGCGCGAGUCUGCCGCCGCAGCGCCAGAGUCGAGAGAAGUUUCGCCGCUGCUUCCAGAGAUAUGCGAGUUCGACGAGGCUUCGGGCCAAUGGACGAGGAUCGACCAAGAGGGGUUCAGAAUCGACGGCUCAGGGAGACGGAUCGAGCCAGUCGACCUAGGAUCUGACGCGUCUGGAUCUACCAGAGAACCCUUUGCUACUGGAGCGAGAAUCGAUGCUGCCGAAGGGGAAGGCACUGAGGAGGGGGGUGUGUUGGGAGGAGUGGGUAACGGGGAGGGGGUGUUUGGGAUGGUGCGUGAAGCGGGUGGGGAGGGUAUGGAGAUGGAUGGGGAUGGGGAUGGGGAUGGGAAUGGGGAGGGGGAGGGGGAGGAGGAUGGUGGGGGCGUUGUGGGGAUUGAACAGGAGAUGAGGGGGUUGUUUGUGCCGCGUGGUGAGGCUGGGGGGAGAAGAGGGAAAGGAGGAGCAGGAGGAAGGGGAGGAGGGAGAGGAGGUCGAGGGGGGAGAGGAGGGGUUGAUGAUAAUUUAGAUGGUGCGGAUAAAGGGGUGACAGACGGUGCAAGGGAGUGGUAUGCGCAGCAGCUUAUGCUGCCCGAGUGGAUGGUCGACGUCCCACCUCGACUUGCCUCUGAUUGGUUCGUGAUGCCGCGGCCGGACGGGCGGCGUUGUUUGGUGGUAUCUGCAAAUGGCACCACCGUUAGCCGCCUGCGCAACGGUCGAAUCCUCCACCGCUUCCCCUCUCACCUGCCCAACGGCGCCAGGGCGCCUGGUAUCGCUGCUGGCGCGCACGUCUACUGCAUCCUGGACUGUAUUUUUCAUGAGGUGAGAGUUCAGGAGAGUGGGCAGUUCAAGGAUUAG